This is a messenger RNA of Staurois parvus, 1165 nucleotides long. Lineage: Eukaryota; Metazoa; Chordata; Amphibia; Anura; Ranidae. The record is from the annotation of a GenBank genome assembly.
CCAAGUUGCAGUCCCGUUAGGGUGUGCAGGUUCUCACCCAACUCCAUAUAUUUAGUGUCCGGUGGGUCUGACGGAUCCUUGGUAUUGUGGAAUGUACCACUGAUGAAAUUUUACAGAUCAGGCCUAGUGAAGGAUGGUUCCCUGGUGGCCUGUGCCUUUGCCCCUGGAGGAAAUCUAUUUAUCACAGGUUCCUCAUCAGGUGAUCUAACAGCCUGGGAUGAGAACAUGCGAUGCUUGUACAAUGAGAAGGCACAUGACUUGGGUGUGACCUGCUGCGACUUCUCCUCACAGACAGUAACUGACGGGUUACAUGGCACUGAGUGUUUUCAGAUGGUCUCUUGCGGUCAGGACUAUGAGAUUCGACUCUGGCUGGUUUCACAUAGUGAUGAGAGAGGCUUGGAAAUGCGAUGCAAACUGACACUGAGUGGACACACGCCCCUGUCCUUUCCUGUGCCUUUUCCAGUGAUGGUCAGACCAUCGUCUCUGGGUCUGUGGACAAAUCUGUUAUAAUUUUUUCCACCAAAACUGGAAGUAUCCUGCAUAUCCUGACACAUCACACACGCUAUGUGACUGCCUGUGCUUUAGCACCAAAUCAGCCUUUGCUGGCCAUUGGAUCCAUGGACAAGACUGUGACUAUCUGGAAACUGGGACCAGCCAGUCAGUCAACAGUUGGCAGGUUGAGAAGAACAGAGAGCCAUAUUGAGAACUGGACAGAGAAAGAUGUCAGGAACUGGCUUUCCGCAGAAGGCCUGGCAGAGGUAGAACAGCAGUUCAGCUCCAACAAUAUUGAUGGCAAAGAAUUACUUGACCUCACCAAGGACACGCUGCUCAAUGACCUGAAGAUAGAAUCCCUGGGACUGCGAAAUAAGAUUAUGAGAAAGAUAGAAGAAUUACGAAGCAAGAUGAAAGCAGCUUCUUCCAACAUCCCUGAAGAAUUUCUUUGCCCCAUUACAUGGAGAUCAUGAAGGAUCCGGUCAUUGCAUCAGAUGGUUAUUCUUAUGAGAGAAGUGCGAUUGAAAGCUGGAUAAAUACGAGGAGGACAAGUCCUAUGACCAACCUUCCACUAGAGAAUCUUCUUCUGACUCCAAAUCGAACACUAAAAAUGGCGCUAAACCGCUGGCUAGAGACAAGGCCUGACCAGAAUGACAAGCAAGCGGCGACCUAA